Molecule: messenger RNA, 2708 nt
Organism: Callorhinchus milii (elephant shark)
Lineage: Eukaryota; Metazoa; Chordata; Chondrichthyes; Chimaeriformes; Callorhinchidae
Product: zinc transporter ZIP12
Exons: 12
Coding region: 219-2333 (704 amino acids)
Biological process (GO): zinc ion import across plasma membrane; intracellular zinc ion homeostasis
Cellular component (GO): membrane
Molecular function (GO): zinc ion transmembrane transporter activity
Source: RefSeq, a predicted model, not a curated record
GGGGCUAAUGUGUGGUAGACUUCAGGAUUCUUCCUGUUAAUAUUUAAUGGCUAUGUGAUUCACAGCAAGUUGAGUACUGGCUUUACUCCACUUCAUUUUAGUUCACAAGAAGGCAGCUCAUGUGAACAUUUUCCCCUCUUACCACAGGUUUCAAAGCUGCACAAGGAGGAAGAGAAUAAGCUAAGUGAAGUAGGACAUUUGUUGGGCAAAAGAGAAACAUGCUGCUGCCUUGGGUUCGUUUGGUGAUAUGCGUCAGUACAGUGGGUACUCUUAUCAAAGUAGAGGCCAACGAGAACAGAGAGGCAGAUUGGCACAACUAUGGCUAUCUGAAAGAAGUUCUACACAACUUGACUCUCGGUGACCAUGUUGCAUUUCCCAGGAAUGCCACUGGCUUGUUGAUUCACAUGCUCUGGGAUCGAGUACAAUGCACAGAAAGAACGGGGAACACAGUCAGGCAGUGUGACCAGUGUCUUUCACCGGAGUAUCUCUUGUCAUUUGUGGAAGGAACGGCAGAGGACGAACUUAAUGAAGAUGCCUUUCACAGAAUAUCUGUUAUCCUUCUUUAUUAUAUAAUUAACAUGAAAGACGUCUGCUCUUCAAAAACUCUUCCGACCACCAAGAAUUACAAAUUCUACCUCAAAGGCAUUUUAAGUUUAAUACCGGAAGAAAAUUCACAAUAUCUUUCCCACAAUGAAGUUAGCAAACUUUUGGAAAUCAUUCAGGAGCAUUAUACAGUUUCCUCAUGGAGUCAGUGCGUUGAUGCAGAAUGGUUAGAGAAGGAGACUGGAAUCAUAGAUACCCAAGAGGCUGAUGAGCACAGCACCCCUCCUCUGGCUGCUGCUCUCAUUACCUACAUCCUGCAAGGACUGUGCAUUGAUAACUCACACUUACCCAGUCCAGACUUCUUCGUCGACUUUAUUUUCGAUUUCUUAAACAGCACGAACAGUAUGAGUACCGCAGACUUGAAUCAUCUCCUGAAGCAACUGGGUUUGGGAAAGCACCUUGAAUCACACUCACAUCACAACCAGGCAGACCUGAGAAGCAUGAAUACACACCGCAGAAACUCCAACGGUCUACACCGAAAACUAAGACAUGAAGACCAUAAUGACCAUGCACAUGUUAAUGGUAAAUUCACGUGGACAAAGGUUUGCUUUUCUGGUGAGAAGCUAGUGGAAAUUUUCCUAAAUGGCAAUGAAUCUGCAAUUUCAAAAGAACACUUCAGCCACAUCAGUCCAGCUAUUAUUCAGCAGCUGCUCAGUGGAGCUUGUCAACACAGUGAAGAGGAACAUAUGCAAUCCAGGGUUCCACCAACUAUUGCCGAGAAAUAUGGAUAUAGUACAGUGGCUGUCGCUAUCAUCACUGUGGGUUCAAUGUGCGGCAUCACACUAAUUGCUUUCAACUCUUGCAAUGAGCUAUACAAACUCAUUCUGCAGCUGUUUGUAGGCACCGCUGUUGGUACACUCUCAGGUGAUGCACUGUUGCAUCUUUUACCACAGAUUCUUGACCUACAUGGACACGAACCUGGGCAUGAACAUGAGCAUGGGCCAGGGGAGUCUGACCAUUUUGCUGAAGGCAAAGAGUACCUCUGGAAAAUGCUUGGUGUAAUUGGAGGAAUCUAUGGCUUUUUUCUAAUUGAGAAACUAUUCAUUCUCAUCGUGACGUUGAGGGGUCAGACUCAUUCCUUUGCAACUGGACACUUGGGGCAUUCCCAUGAUCUUCCAUUGGUAUCAAACUUGAACAGUCAAACAGAGAGGAAUAAAUCUAUUUCCACCAUGCAAUUGGGAAAUCCAGAAGAUUCAGAAAAUACUGAAGUGGCCACCAAUGAGGCAGCAAACAUUGAGUUUGAGAAUGACAAAAAGAACGGGUUGAACAUGCUGGCUAUCAUGAUCUUGGUUGGAGACGGGCUGCACAACUUUGCUGAUGGCCUGGCUAUUGGUGCAGCUUUUUCAUCUACAGUUGAGACUGGUAUUGCUACCACCAUUGCUAUUUUGUUCCACGAGAUUCCUCAUGAAAUGGGGGAUUUUGCUGUACUGCUGAACUCCGGCUUAACUGUAAAGGUUGCGAUGUUGAUGAACUUUAUUAGUGCAUUAACGGCCUUCGUUGGACUCUACAUUGGACUCUCUCUGUCAACCGACCCCUCUGUUCAACAGUGGAUUUUUACUGUCACAGCAGGGAUGUUUCUCUACCUGUCAUUGGUAGAAAUGUUGCCCGACAUGACCCAUGUUCAAUCAACAAAGCCCUGGUUGAUGUUCAUUUUUCAGAAUAUUGGAUUGCUAUUGGGAUGGACUUGUCUUCUGCUUCUUGCCUUGUAUGAAGAUAGGCUUAUAAUAUAGAAUGAUUUUAAUACUCUCCCAGAGGGGAGGAUGAAUGUUCCACAGAAUAUCCAAUUUAUAUCAUUGAUGCACUGUCCUUUUGAAAUGAAAACUAUAUUAUUUUCCUAGACAGAAACAGGGUUUAAAUUUACAUACAUAGUGUGAUUAGGAAAGAAGUGUCAUUCAGAAUGGUCAAUGAAACAUCCCAUUUUUUUGGUGAUUGUGUUUUGUGAACUUUACAGCAACCCAAAUCGGAAUCAUUUUUACAAAAAACAAGUGUAUUUUUGAUACAUUUGUUAGCAAUGAAGAUUUCACCUAUUGGAGUUAUGAAGCAAAACUGAGCUUGAGCCAAAUCAUUUAAAAUAAUAAUGUUUAGAACAAGUUUGCUGCAAAAAA